GUACCGCUUUUCCGAUUCGGAUUUCAAAUUUAACGUAAACUCCAAAAUUGUCGACGUUCAAACAGGAAAUAUGCUAUUCUUGUCUCUAUGCAAUACUUCAGUGGUAAUUCUGUUGAUUUUCGUUAUGCAGAUCAUCGUUCGAUCAGUCAGGCACUUUUGUCUGACCCAUGCAAAUUUCGGUACGGAGAAAUCCCUCCUGGCCACUCUUCGCAAGAGAACCGGCUACACCUUCGCCAACUGCAAAAAGGCCCUCGAAAUACACAACAAUGACCUAAUUAAAGCCGAAAAUUGGCUCAAGCAGCAGGCGCAAGCCAUGGGAUGGUCCAAAGCUACUAAAUUAGAGGGCAGGCAAACCACUCAAGGCCUAAUCGGAGUAGCCGUGGAAGAGAAUAAGGGCGUACUAGUGGAGGUUAAUUGCGAAACCGAUUUCGUAUCAAGAAAUCAAGAGUUUCACAGCGUAGUCCAGGACACUCUAAAUGCUUGUUUGUCUUAUCUAAAAAAGCAGAGCGUGCAAGGGAAACUAACGAAAAUUUGUUUGGAUAGCGAGCAGCUGAAAAAUUUGAAACUAGACGAUGGGAAAUCCCUGGCGGAUCGAUUGGCACUAAUGAUCGGAACUGUCGGUGAAAAUGCCUCGUUGAAACGCGCGAUGUGCAUUAAAACAGCCCCGGAAAUUCGACUGGCUGGUUACGCUCAUCCAUCGAGCAACGAUGAUAAAACAUGCCAACUAGGUAGACUCGGAGGGAUCCUAGUGUACAAAGCAAUCGAAGAAAACGAGAAUACCAACGCUAUCAGUAGAGGAAUUUGCCAGCAUAUUGUUGGUAUGGAUCCGAAGAAGAUCGGUAUGUCUACCGAUGAACCGGUGGCGAAUAAAGAUGAUGAAAUAUGUCUCAUCCAUCAGGAGUACCUCCUCGAUGAGAGUAUGACUGUCAAAGAGAUCCUCGAGGAGAACAAAUUGGAGGUUAUCGAUUUCAAACGGUUCGAAUGCGGAGAAUGUUCGAAAGCAGCCAGAGAUCAACUUUUAGAAUACGUAGAAACUUGCCAGUAAGGCGUUUUAGUUUAUUUUUUUAACUAUAUUAGCUAAGUCGUUGUCGAAAGUAAAUUAAAACGUAAUGUCUA
Phyllotreta striolata is the source of this 1116-nucleotide messenger RNA. The record is from the annotation of a GenBank genome assembly. NCBI's taxonomy places the organism in Eukaryota, Metazoa, Arthropoda, Insecta, Coleoptera, Chrysomelidae.